AGCAUGGAGUGUACACGGAUCUAUUGGAAAUGCUUGAAAUCAAAGAGAAAGGUGAAGCAACAACUGAAAGUGAACCUGUUCCUUCUGAGGAGGAAGUUGUAGCUAGACGUCAACAUCUUAAUGCUGCCAAACCAUUUCAUCUGCUACUGUCCCUCCCUUCAGAUGAAUAAAAAGAUACAUCAGAGUGAUUUGAAACAAGUUUAUGAGCUAUUGCUUCCUGCUAGGACCAUCUGGUUCAGCUUAGGAAUUGCUCUCGGACUAAGCUCAAGCACACUGGCUGGCAUUAAGGAAAACAAUGUAUUUAAACCUGAUAAGUGCCUCAUGAAGAUGCUUGAGAUCAUCCUUGAUACUAACACCAGUCUCACUUGGUCUGGUUUGUGUGAAGCCGUUAGGACACCAUCAGUGGAUCAUAAUGAUGUGGCAGAAAGUAUUGAAGCAAUGAUUCGUACAAAACAAAAAAGUCCAAUCCUUCGUAACGAUGGAAAUUCUGAGGAAGGACUGAAAAUCCCUCCAGCUCAGCUUCCAGAACCAGAGUCCUCCCCAGAAUACAACACGAUGUUGACUAUCUCGGAGAAGUUGCUGGCAGAAUGUCGCAGUGAGACAGCUGACAUUGAAGUGGUGAGAGGCUACCUGGAGCAAGAAAACUGUGACGUCAAUAUCAGGGAUAAUCAUUGGUUCCAUGGCCAGUGGAGUCCAUUGAUGUGGGCUCUUGAGAACAAACACUUUGGUAUUGCUAAACUGCUCCUGCAAUACAAGCCUCAAGUUCGUAUUCAGGACACGGUAGGGUGGUCUCCGUUGGUGAUGGCCAGUAGAGCAGGAGACCUGGAGAUAGUGCAGGGAAUAGUGGCACUGGGAGCAGAGAUUAACCUGCCCCAAAAUAAAAAAUGGACUCCUCUGAUGUGGGCUGCUCUAGAGGGUCAUGCAGAGGUGGCUAGAUUUCUACUGGAGAAGGGAGCAUUUGUGGAUUUCCCUAAUGAGUAUGGGUACACUCCAAUCAUGCAAGCCAGUCAGGAAGGUCAUGUGGAUGUGGUGAAUAUCUUACUAAAGUAUGGUGCAAAGGCUAAUCAUAAAAGCAAUCAUGGGAUGACUGCUCUAUCUUUGGCUACCAGAGACAACCACCCCGAUGUAGUGAAGGUUCUUGAAAGUCCCAUGGUCCGUGACGAGCGAGUACAAGCUGAUAUUGCAAACACCAAUGUUGAUGAAAGCCAUUCCAACGACAGUGGUGAUGAAGACUCAGAACAAGACAAAUAUCUUCAAAGAUUCAACGAGCUUAUGGAAGACACAGAACAAAUUGAUAUGCAAUAUUUGAAACUGUACCUCAUUGGUCUCCCGGGUGUUGGCAAAACUACUUUUCGAAAGCGUUUAACUAAAUCCCUUGUCAACAUAUCAUCUUUACCUCUGGAGGACAGACAAAAUUAUAGCACUCAUUUAGCAGAAUGCAUACAAACACUUUGCAUACUUCAAGACGAAGAACAUUUUGAUGUAGAAAUUUCUAAAAGCCUGGAUGAUGAAAUGAAAGCAAUUUUCAAAUACUUGCUGGGAAAUACAGAAAUGAAGGAACCUGCUCCCACUGACUCUGACUCCACUCAGGCAAUUCACUCUGAAGGUCCUCUUGAUUCAAAUACCAGUCAGGAAUAUGAAGGAUCAUCAACUCUGCUCGAUUCCAGUCCAGUUGGUGAAUCUAACAAAACAACAGAACCAACUGAAAAAGACGAAACUAAAUCAAAUCUUACCAGUGUGUUGGCAGAGAUCAGAGGAGUUGUUGCUUCUGGAAACUAUGCAGACUUUAUUUUAAGACACAAGAUUCUGCUCAAUAUUAUUGAUAUCGGUGGACAGCCUGGAUUUUUGGAGAUGCUUCCCUUCAUAUGUGGUGGUCCUGGAAUAUUUUUUGUUUUUUUCCCUUUAGACAAAGAAUUUGAUGAACGAUACCAAAUAUGCUAUCAGCGUGAUGAGGAUAGAAUAACACCAUACGAAGCAAACUAUUCGAUUCGAGAGACUAUUGCCCAAAUAUUGUCUGGAAUUAGCUACCACACAUCUGAAAUAUUGCCCAUAAACGACAAGUACAAACAAUUUACAAGUGUUAAACCAACUAUCACACUCAUUGGUACUUUUAAAGAUGAGCUUGAGCGUCAAAUGGAAAAAGAGAUCAAAGACACCAUGCAACAGCAAGUAAGCUGUUCUGAGGUGGUACAGCAACAAACCACAGUUUCUGAGCAAGUGGCAACAAAAACAAGACAAAGAUUAGAAGAGCUGCACAAAUCGGUGAAGGAAACUACUUCAAAAUCAUAUUUUAGUGAUUUCGUAGUCCCAGCAAAUGCACGUGAAAAUAAAAUAUUCUUUGAAGUUGACAACUAUGAAGGGAGUGAUAAGGAUCUUGAACCAAUUAGAGCUCAUAUUCGCAGCUGUCUUCGAGACAAUAAGGGAUCCAUGAAAGUUCCCAUUCGACCUGUUCAGCUAUUGUUCAGUAUCAUUCUUAGAAAAGAGUACCAGAUUGUGAAGCUGGAAGAUUGUAUGAAGAUUGGCAACGAGUUGAAUAUGGAUGAGGAUACUGUAGAUUUUACUCUUUGGUAUUUCAACCAGUUAGGAACUAUUAUUUAUCGACCAGAGAUUGGUGGAUGGUUUAAGGAAAAUGUCAUUUGUAGCCCACAAGUCAUCUUCAACAGUAUUAGUACGUUGAUAAUCGAGCCUCUACUGAAGCUUCACAGAUGUGAAGAAUGUUUUGCGGGAAAACAUCAUGACAAUUGGAUACAAAAAGGACAGUUUUUACUUAAAGCAAUUGAAAAAUCCCUACCCUCUUCUGGUGAUGACUCAAAAGUUAUUCCUUUAGAAAAACUUAUCAUAUUUCUGGAACAUGUACAUCUGAUUUCGCCUAUCAAAGCAAAGGAGGUGUCUAUACGCAGUGAAACUUCGGUAGUUCGAUAUUUCAUGCCUGCUAUUCUAGAUUGUGCUACUCAAGAGGAAUUGUUGACUGCACCCGUUCCAAAUAAUGAUACUCCAGUUUCACUGCUCUUGUUCUUCAAGUAUGGUUCAAGUAAAGACGUUGCAGAUUCUGUACCUAUUGGCCUUUUCUGUGCAAUGAUUGCUAAGUUAGUUUCGGAUGGAGAUGAGGAUAUUUUUGGAGCCGAAUGGGAACUUGUGGAUUCACAUGUUAAACGAAACAUUGUUUCCUUUCAUGUUGACGAUUAUAAUCACAUCGUUACAUUGGUCUCCCAUGCUAGUUGCUAUGAGAUACGCGUUACAAGAUCAGGAUUACAGGAUCAGGAUGCACCGAUCGAUCUGCACGAUCUUUGUACUUAUGUCUACACAACAAUAAUGGCUGUGCUGAAAGAUCUGAACCAUUUCGUUUGUCCCACCAUUGGUUUUAUUUGCCCUUGUGGUCAGCACCAAGAUACAAAAUUCCGAGUACUCGACAACAGCUGUGUGAUUGUAGUCCCAAAGAGAGAUUCGCCCUUCUUCCGGUGCUUGAAAGCAAAGAAAAACUUCAGUCUUGUCAAUCAACAGUAUUAUCAUCCCUGGAUAACAAAGAAAACUAACGGCAACAGAGAAGUUGUACUAAAAGUAUUUCCACUUGAUGACCCAGAUGGUUUCUCAUUCUCGUGGUCUGGAAAGGGAUCACUAAAGCAGCUCUUCACUACCACUAACGAGCUGUGUAUCCAAGCAACUGAAUCAGGCGAUUAUUACAAGUGCUGUGUAAGCAAACAAACAACAAAAGGGGAGACAGCCAGUUUCACUGUACACCACUUCAUCACAACAGAUUGCCAUGGAUCAAGAAAGCACCAAAUGUCUAGUACGAUAUCUGAUGUCUCAGAGUCAACUGCUGAUGGACCUUCCAGACCAAAGAAGCAAAAGCUGACUGCUGCUACUGGAACUGAAAAUAAGCUCAGUCCUACUGGGGAGGAAGUCGUAGCAAAACGUGAUGGUCAUAGUCCUAUGAAUCAAUGGAUAUUUUCAAAUUAUGAAAUAGCUCAUGAUCUAUUGUGGCCUGCUAGGAGCGAAUGGUACAACUUGGGAAUUGCUCUGGAAGUAGACCCAAACACACUGAAAAGUAUCCAGAAAACCCACCGAAGUAACUGCGAUGACUGCUUCAAUGAUAUGCUUAAGAGUUGCUCAGAGACAAACCGCAGUCUCACUUGGUCUGGUGUGUGUAAAGCCCUUAAGAAACCAUCAGUGGCUCGUAAUGAUGUGGCAGAAAGUAUUGAAGCAUUUGUACGAAACGAAUAAUACCGCGAUAAACUAAAAGAAACUUUAUAGAGGAACUUUUAUGGUAGAGACAGCUGUUUAAAAUACGGCUCAACACAAGAACUUUAUGCUAGGAUUUUUACGUUAGCUACAUGUACAUGUAGCUAACAUGAUUAUAAUUAAUAAUUUUGUGUAUGGCAUGCAAUGAAUCUCAUUAAAUAUUAAAUGAGGAAGUGGUUUAAUUCUGAGCUAAUAAACCAGCUAAUUCUGUGGGGGCCAAAGUGAGGCGUAGAGUCGAAUGUCUCCUCUCAAUGUCUCUGCUGGUUCUGGCAUUCUGUUUGCUGCUUCAGUGUGGAGAUGUCAAGCCCAAUCCAGGACCAACAAAUCCUGGGUAUAAAGUAAUGCUUUUUUGUGGAGAAGAGAUCUAGAUUGUGGAAGGUCUCUCCAGAAAUCUGAAAGCUAUAGCUCUACCAUUGCUUGCUAAAGACUGGAUGUAUAUGAGGAGACAAUCGAGCUAAACGAAACUAAAGAUAAAAGCGUGAAGACUCCACCUAAAAGUGUUGAAACUAGUGCAGCAAUCUCCAAAAAUAGUGUUAAAAAACCAAUUAGCAUGAUGGAAAUUCGAAGCAUCGAGCAAUGCGUUUGUACAAUGGCAACUACUCCAGGGGCUCUGAAGCUAUAUCGAGAAAAUGUCGUGUCGUCUACAAUGCCAGCAACAACGAGCAAGACUCUAGUCAAGAACUGUAUAGUGUUGAUCGACUGCACUCGCUUCAAACAAUGAUUUGAGGCACAUUAUUGGAUUCCUCUAGGCCGCAAGAAGUCAAAGAAGACAGAGGAAUCGAUUGAAGAUUAUGUGUUAUCUGUUAAGAAGUCCAACCACGUUCAGAAGAAGCUUGCUGCCAGGAAAUCCACCUCCAAGAUUGACCCACACGUAGAGGAGCAGUUCCUCACUGGAAGACUUCUAGCGUGUGUGUCAUCUCGACCAGGGCAGAGUGGCCGGUGUGAUGGGUACAUUCUAGAAGGCAAGGAGCUCGAGUUCUAUCAGAGAAAACUCAAGUCCAAGAAGGGAAAAUAAACUCUAUCAUGAAACUGUUUUCAUUAUGUCAUCUUGUAAUUUUCCUGAUGUUGACAUAUAUAAGUUUAUUCAUGAACGGGU
Molecule: messenger RNA, 5335 nt
Organism: Halichondria panicea
Lineage: Eukaryota; Metazoa; Porifera; Demospongiae; Suberitida; Halichondriidae
Exons: 19
Coding region: 121-4221 (1366 amino acids)
Molecular function (GO): protein binding
Source: RefSeq, a predicted model, not a curated record